Ruditapes philippinarum (Manila clam) is the source of this 664-nucleotide messenger RNA. RefSeq lists its product as uncharacterized. Bases 95 to 505 code for a protein of 136 amino acids. The transcript has 2 exons. The record is from RefSeq and is a predicted model, not a curated record. NCBI's taxonomy places the organism in Eukaryota, Metazoa, Mollusca, Bivalvia, Venerida, Veneridae.
CCUGAUACACGACAAUGCGUCCGACACAAGCCGCCUCCUUAUAUUUUCAAGUGAAACCGGAUUAGAACUUUUAGGAAACGCUCAUACUUGGUACAUGGAUGGAACUCAUUCCACAGCACCACAGCAGUUUGGACAAUUAUUCUGUAUAAGAGUUCCAUUAAGUGAUUCACAUGUUUCGGUGGUGUACGCUCUAUUACCUGGUAAACAACAGUCACACUAUGAAGAAUGUUUUACAGCAAUUUUAGACGUUUGCUUACAGAAAGACAUCCGGCCCAACCCAGCAACAAUCGUCGCAGACUAUGAGAUCGCCAUACACAACGCGGUGAGAUCAGUCAUUGGCUCAAGUAUCCAUAUACAGGGUUGUUUUUAUCAUCUAACACAAGCUACAUGGCGUCAUAUUCAAAGCGAAGGGUUUACAGUCGUUAUACAGAGAAGACAAGGAUAUCAGACACUUCUGUGGUCAAUUAGACGGCCUUGCCUUCCUUCCAGCGAGCAAGGUGACUGAAGGAAUGUCGCUUCUUCGAGAUUCAGCCCCAGAUGUCUUGUCAGGUUUAGUAGACUAUUUCGACUCAACGUACGUUUCUGGUCAUACAGAUCAGUGCUAUGUAAUGGACGAAUUCGACUACGAAAGACAUCACCAAGAUUCGAUCCCCAAGUAUGGAAU